UCAGAUGAAUGACCACAGUGAGGCGUCCAAGGCAGUCUUCUUUAUAAACUACCUCGUCUUCUUCUUCCCCGAUCCACCGCAAGUGUUCGACGGAUCGCCGAUGUCGGGUAAAAGGGACUGUGGCCACCGCGAUGGCGAUUGCGAGCGGCGCCGCUUCUACCGGAGGCUGUUCGCCUGUUUCCUCUUCCUGAUCGUCAUCGUCCUCCUCAUCGUCCUCAUCGUCUGGCUCGUCCUCCGGCCCACCCGCCCCCGCUUCUACCUCCAGGACACCUCCGUCGUCCAGCUCAAUCUCACCGAAGGCACCGGCCUCCUCACCUCGGUCCUCCAGGUCACCAUCUCCUCCCGCAACCCCAACGACCGGAUCGGCAUCUACUACGACCGCCUCGUCUCCUACGCUCGCUAUCAGGGCCAGCAGAUCACCACCUCCGCGAUUCUCCCCACCGGCUACCAGGGCCACAACGACGUCAUCGUCUGGUCGCCUUACCUCUUCGGCCUCUCCGUCCCGCUAGCUCCCGACCUAGCCGCCGCCCUCUCCCAGGACCAGCACGCCGGGUACGUCCUCCUCUCCGUCCGCAUAGACGGCCGCCUCCGGUGGAAGGUCGGCACCUGGAUCUCCGGCAGAUACCACCUCCACGUCAACUGCCCCGCCUUCCUCGUCCUCGAUUCCUCCAAGCCCUACGCCCCCGACGCCGGAUCCUACUUUUACCGAUUCCAGUUCCCGCAGUACGCGCGUUGCAGCGUCGACAUCUGAUCGGGUCGCAUCGGCGUCGCCCGUCACAACCCCUAACGGCGGUGAGACACACGCUCUCUCUCUCCUUGACGCCGUCAAGUAACGGUCAUCUUCGACUCUUCUCUCUCUAGGCCUAAUUUAAUUUUCCAGUAUAAUUAAUUCGAAUAUAUCUAUAUAAAGUGGCAACACGUUAUUACGCUACAUAAUUAAUUUGUAAUUAUUGGAAUAAUUAAUGGCAUAUCGUUUAAUUGUAAUUA
Zingiber officinale is the source of this 987-nucleotide messenger RNA. Its product is annotated as NDR1/HIN1-like protein 1. The transcript has a single exon. Lineage: Eukaryota; Viridiplantae; Streptophyta; Magnoliopsida; Zingiberales; Zingiberaceae. The record is from RefSeq and is a predicted model, not a curated record. The coding region runs from base 5 to 751 and encodes 248 amino acids. Gene Ontology annotation, biological process: defense response to other organism.